AUGGGUGGCGGCCUAGACCUCUCCAAGCGGCUUCGUCUCCGAGAACUCCUGCCUGAGCUCUACAUGGGCAGAUGGCAGCCAGGUCAUCUAAACUCCAUUACCGAUGUCCCGGGCGUCCUCGUUCACACCGAGUCAAUCCAGCCUGACCAGGAUGUCAACACUGGAGUCACCACUAUUCUUCCCCGAGCAGACUGGUUCGACUACUCAUGUCACGCUGCCAUCUUCAAGUUCAAUGGCUCUGGGGAGAUGACGGGAUCUCACUGGAUUGAGGAGUCGGGCACCUUAACGUCACCGAUUAUCCUGACGACAAACUCAUCGAUUGGAGAUGCCUUUCGAGGCGUGUACGAUUAUGCGACCAAGUAUCAUGCAACCAAGGAGGGGGAUGUGAACCUUUUUGCGUUCCCUGUUGUGACUGAGACAUAUGAUGGAUACCUCAACAAGCAAACCCGCUUUGCGUUGACCCCAGAUCACGUUGUCCGGGGCAUUCGCAAUGCGUCGGCUGAUGCGGUGCCGGAAGGAUGCACUGGAGGCGGCACGGGGAUGAUAUGCCAUCGGUUCAAGGGAGGUACGGGGUCCAGCAGCCGUAUCGUACCUGGCAUAGACAGCAAAGGAAACGCGAAGGACUAUACCGUCGGUGUACUCGUUCAAGCCAACUAUGGACUUAAGGAAGACCUUCACAUUGGCGGUGUCCCAGUUGGAAGAAUCCUGAUAUCAGAAGCCCAAACGCCUUGCUCGUCAGAAGCGCCCGCCAUCCACGGGCCUCACGUCGACGGUAGUAUCAUUAUCAUCAUCGGCACAGAUAUUCCCCUGCUUCCAGUUCAACUUGAGCGACUUGCCAAGCGCGCCACUGUAGGACUGUCACGCGUCGGCGGCUAUGGCAGCAAUGGUUCGGGCGAUAUCUUCCUGGCCUUUUCUACAGCGGCCAAGAUUCCCAUGCAACGUCUCGAAGGCGGAGAUCUAGACCCCUUCAAGCCCACGUCUUUCGAGGUGGGGACAGUGCACAAUGAGACCAUCAAUGGCGCGUUUGAGGCUGUUGCUGACGCGACCGAGGAAGCCAUUUGCAAUGCUCUAUGUAUGGCAACGACUAUGACUGGAUACAAAGGGCGCACUGUCGAGGCAUUAGAUCUCAACAAGGUUAGAGAGAUAGUGACGAAGCGACUGUGA
Fusarium fujikuroi IMI 58289 is the source of this 1164-nucleotide messenger RNA. RefSeq names its product related to aminopeptidase. Gene Ontology annotation, molecular function: aminopeptidase activity. The transcript has a single exon. NCBI's taxonomy places the organism in Eukaryota, Fungi, Ascomycota, Sordariomycetes, Hypocreales, Nectriaceae. The record is from RefSeq and is a predicted model, not a curated record. The coding region runs from base 1 to 1164 and encodes 387 amino acids.